UUUGUGGGUGGCGCUGGCUGUGUCCUUCACAAUUAUGGCGGAUAAACGCAAAUACAAGAGAUCGAAAGAGGAAAUCGCCCGCGAAUUCGAUCUGCCCGAGCGCAAAUCCAAAAUAGCAACAAUACUCAAGCAAGAUGAUCAGGCCUACUGCAUAUGUCGCACAUCCGACUGCUCCAGAUUCAUGAUUGGCUGCGACGGCUGCGAGGAAUGGUAUCAUGGCGACUGCAUUGGCAUCACCGAAAAGGAGGCCAAGCACAUUAAACAAUAUUAUUGCCGCAGAUGCAAGAAGGAGAAUCCGGAGCUGCAGACCAUAUUCCGUCUGGUGGCCACCGAGCGUGCGGCCGCCACGGCAGCUGCAUCAACAGGUGGCGCCCACAGCGGAUAUGGGGCCACAAAUGCGUCUGGCUCACUUGCUGGACAAGCGGCUGCUGGCACCUCGGCGGGCACCAGUGGCGGUGCGGGCGGAACUGGUCGCAAAAACAAUAGCAUGGCCAAAGAAACGAAGGCAGCCAGACGGUGCGGCACAUGCGAAGGUUGCCGGCGACCCAACUGCAACCAGUGUGACGCCUGUCGCACACGGGUCGGCCACAAGCCGCGCUGCAUCUAUCGCAACUGUGUAAUGCAGGCUGCCCAUCCGGCUCAUCCAGUAGCAACGACAGGUCGCAAGCGCGAAAAGGGCAACGUUAUUCAGCAGCAGCAGCAGCGCAAAAGCAAAGUUUUGCGUUCCGACAGUCCGGAGAUAUUUGUGCAUCCAGAGCUGGAGGGUUUGCGACAGUGUCAUGGACCGAGCUGCCGUUGUCAGGCCCGACCGCAAAGUAAAUACUGCAGCGACAAGUGCGGCUUCAAUCUCGCUACGAAUCGUAUAUUCCAGGUGCUGCCGCAGCGUCUGCAGGAAUGGAACUUGACGCCCUGCCAUGCAGCCGAGGAGAAUCGCGAACAACUGGAAGUCAUCAGACAAAAGCAGUCUAUGGUGCGCUUUGCACUCGCCGAGCUGGAAAAACGCGCCGAGGAGCUCAACAUGGUGGUGGACCGUGCAAAACGCAGUUCCAUAGACACCCAACGGCCGCAGGACAACGGCGAUGUGGAGGACGAGCAGAGCAUGUACUGCAUUACAUGCGGCCAUGAGAUACACUCACGCACCGCCAUCAAGCACAUGGAAAAGUGCUUCAAUAAAUACGAAUCGCAGGCCAGCUUUGGCAGCAUCUUUCAGACCCGCAUGGAGGGCAAUAAUAUGUUCUGUGACUUUUAUAAUCCGGCCAGCAAAACGUAUUGCAAGCGCUUGCGCGUCCUCUGCCCGGAGCACAGCAAGGAUCCUAAGGUUAGCGAUACGGAUGUGUGCGGUGCGCCGCUUGUGCACAAUGUUUUCAAUCCCACCGGUGAAUUUUGUCGUGCACCCAAAAAGAAUUGCUUCAAGCACUAUGCCUGGGAGAAGAUACGCAGGGCCGAAAUCGAUUUGGAGCGAGUGCGUCAAUGGCUCAAAAUGGAUGAUCUGAUGGAACAGGAACGCCAGCUGCGGCAACAGCUCAGCUCGCGUGCCAAUUUACUUGGCCUGAUGCUGCACUCUACCUACAAUCACGAGGUAAUGGACGAGCUGGUGCGCAAGCAGCAGGAACAUUUCGCCGAGCUCGAGAAGCAGAAGCGGCGACAGGCGCACUACCAGCAGGUGCAGCAGCAGCAGCAGCAUUUCCAGCAGCUGCAUCAGCAGAAACAACAGCAACAGCAGCAGCAACAGCAACAGCAGCAACAUCAAUUGCAACAGCAAAACUUACAACUACAACAGCAAAACUUGCAACUUCAACAACAACAACAACAACUUCAACAGCAGCAGCAGCAGCAACAACAACAACAGCUUCAGCUGCUCUACCAGCAGCAGAAGAUGCAGCAGCAAUGACAAAAGAAGAAACCGCAAACAACAAUAACAAAGAAAAAGAAACAAACACACAAGAAAGUUAUCAACUAAUUGAUAAACGCUGCAUACUUAAACAUUAGUGUAUGGCUGGCUAUAUUAUGUUUUUAACGAGCUAAGAUAUCCCCUUGUAUGUCUCUUCUCUUCCCCGCCCCCGCCCCAUCCUAUACCAUUAAGCACACACAAGAAUAAAAUUGACAUGCACACAAUAUGUAAAAUACACCGCAACCGAUCACCAUGGAUAUGAAUAUACAUAUAUGAUAUUAACAAUAAGUUGUGUGUAUUACCGUUACCAUCAGCAACCCGAUCAACAGAAUAUACUCACCGGCUGUUCUUAUUCGCGCUCUCUCUCUCUCUCUCUCUCUCUCUAUCGCUCUCUCUCGUACUCGCUCUAUGUUGUGUGCGGGAGGUUGCCAGGCGGCGGCAAAUCGGCUACCCCUGCUCCUGUUUGUUAUUGAAAACUAAGCAUCAAAAAUAUUUAUUGAUAGCAACCUGUCGGCGACUUACACUGGGCCAACCAGUCCAAGCGCAUAUCAUUCACAUUGUCAGUCUUAAAAUUGUACUCGGCUUAGCAAAUGAUUAACGCUGCUUGCACUUGUUUCGCUCGUCUCGUUUUUUUCUCGUUCCAAUCUGUCGUCCUGCUUUGAGAGUGAGCAGCAGCAGCAUACUAUCUUAGAUCCAAUAGUUCUACUUAAAUGAUCCAUCACAGUGUGGCCAUAUUGUAGAAUUGAGUAUUAGGUUUAAGCAAAACAAACAAUUUUAAAAAAAUGCCAUUUCUUAUAUGUAAGACAUGUAUGU
Messenger RNA from Drosophila novamexicana, 2704 nucleotides. Its product is annotated as CXXC-type zinc finger protein 1-like. NCBI's taxonomy places the organism in Eukaryota, Metazoa, Arthropoda, Insecta, Diptera, Drosophilidae. The transcript is spliced from 3 exons. The record is from RefSeq and is a predicted model, not a curated record. Gene Ontology annotation, cellular component: Set1C/COMPASS complex. Gene Ontology annotation, molecular function: DNA binding; zinc ion binding. The coding region runs from base 35 to 1891 and encodes 618 amino acids. Gene Ontology annotation, biological process: positive regulation of DNA-templated transcription.